This is a messenger RNA of Brassica oleracea var. oleracea, 1688 nucleotides long. RefSeq lists its product as uncharacterized. Gene Ontology annotation, cellular component: membrane. Bases 172 to 1335 code for a protein of 387 amino acids. The transcript is spliced from 2 exons. Gene Ontology annotation, biological process: N-acetylglucosamine metabolic process; protein N-linked glycosylation. Lineage: Eukaryota; Viridiplantae; Streptophyta; Magnoliopsida; Brassicales; Brassicaceae. The record is from RefSeq and is a predicted model, not a curated record. Gene Ontology annotation, molecular function: beta-1,4-mannosylglycoprotein 4-beta-N-acetylglucosaminyltransferase activity.
AGACGAGAGGGAUUAAGAUUAUUAUUUUCUCGGAUAUUUAUUUAUACUCAAAGAGGCACUUCUCUGUUUUUUUAUUGUUCGAGUUUCUGAGGAUUACUUUUGAUCUCUGGGUUCGAAAUCUCUUCUUCCUCGCAUAAAGUUCCAUCCUUUUUACUGUGGGUUAGAAGAAUCAUGUCAGAUGGGUACUAUAGUUGUAAAAAGACGGACGAUAUCUGCGAAGAUGUUUGUGGUCAGGAUGGUUCACGAGCAGCGAAGGCCUUCUCAAGAGUCAGAUGCGUACUACGCGGACUCGAUUUCAAGACAUACAUCAUCUUCCUCACCAUCAUCCCCAUCUUCAUCCUCGGAGUCUACUUGCACGGCCAAAAGCUCACUUACUUCCUGAGACCCCUCUGGGAAUCACCGCCCAAGCCGUUUCAAACCCUCCCGCAUUACUACCACCACAACGCCUCCAUGGAGACACUCUGCAGCCUCCACGGGUGGACACACCGCGAGUCUCCGCGGCGCGUCUUCGACGCCGUCCUGUUCAGCAACGAGGUCGACAUGCUCACCAUCCGCUGGAAAGAGCUUUACCCUUACGUGACGCAGUUCGUGGUCCUCGAAUCUAACUCGACGUUCACCGGUUUGCCUAAACCGCUGGUUUUCGCCGCGAACCGAGAUAAGUUCGGGUUUGUGGAGCCGAGGCUGACGUAUGGGAACAUAGGAGGGAGGUUCAAGAGAGGGGAGAACCCUUUCGUUGAAGAAGCUUACCAGAGGAUUGCGUUAGAUCAGUUAAUAGGACUCGCGGGGAUUCAAGAAGAUGAUCUGUUGAUAAUGUCUGACGUGGACGAGAUCCCCAGCGCUCACACCAUCAACCUCCUUAGAUGGUGCGAUGGAUACCCUCCCGUUCUCCAUCUCCAGCUCAAGAACUACCUCUACUCGUUCGAGUAUUACCUCGAUAACAAGAGCUGGAGAGCUUCUGUUCAUCGGUACAAGCCCGGGAAGACGCGGUACGCUCAUUUCCGACGAGGGGACACUCUUUUGGCGGAUGCUGGUUGGCAUUGCAGUUUCUGUUUCAGGCGUAUAAGCGAGUUUGUGUUCAAGAUGAAAGCGUAUAGUCACAACGAUAGGGUGAGAUUCUCUCAUUAUCUGAAUCCGAAGAGGAUACAGGAUGUGGUAUGUAGAGGGACUGAUCUGUUUGACAUGCUUCCUGAAGAGCAUACGUUCAGGGAGAUCAUUGGGAAGCUGGGGCCGAUCCCUAGGUCUUACUCGGCUGUUCAUCUCCCGGGGCAUUUGAUUGAGAAUGCUGAGAGUUAUAAGUACUUGUUGCCUGGGAACUGCGUUAGGGACAGUGGCUGAUAAGGGUUUGUGCUUAUCAUCAUCAGUCUUUUUAGUGGGAGUCUGAAACAGAGAUUAGAGGGAUCUGAUAAGUGGAGUCUCUUUGGUUUCGGCAUAUCACUCGGUGAGGGUAUAUAACAAUACUGACUUCAUGUUCCCAUGUUGUUUUGGGAAGUUUUGUUGGAAUAGUCUUUCUCUCUCUAUCUCUCUUUACUUCAAAACUCUUUUCAUAAGCUCUUUUUAGUCUGUACAAUCUAUUAGUGAGUUCUUUUACAUUAUCCUCAGAUUCUUUGUAAUCUUUAUUCUUAAAAAUUCUUAAUUUGAUCUCCUAUUGUUGGUUCCUUUAAUUUAUGUUGAAGAGAGAGCUUAUACUA